GGUCAGCAGAUCUGAGAUAUAUAAAUAUAAUUUACUCCAACACUACUCUUAUUCUCAUGCAGGACUUGUGCUACUACGGCCUAUCCCUGCUGGUACAUGUGUGUUCAGGAGGAGUUGCAGGUCGGCGGUUAGCAGAUAAAGAGUUGUCGGGAGCUCAUCUCGUAGCACAUGCUAACCCCGGGGGAAGAUGAGAGUGUCUUCACCACAGCACAGGUGGACCUCGCUCAGAGAAAGUAACAAACCAUGAUCACCACUGAGGCUUCAAAAGAGUUUCAAGCCAAGGAGCGUAAAUACAAGGAGCAGCUGAAGAGAUGUUUGUCGUCUGCUCUGGCUGCAGACUUUCACAGGUUGCUGCAGGAGGAGCUGGAAGCCGACGUUUCCCUCUAUGCAGGCUCAGGUUCACUGCGAGCACACAGGGCGAUCCUGCUGGCCAGGGCCCCGCACAUCCUGACAGGACAGAUGCACAAAGAUCCCAUCAUCAUCCACAUCCCUGGCUAUGAGCUGCCUGUGCUGAGAGACUUCCUGAGGCAAGUCUACACGGCAGACCAGAGCAUGUGUGCGGCAGAAAAAAUGUCUGAUUCAGAGGGCUCUUUGCCAGACAGUACCACUCCGGACCCUGCAGAUUUCCACACUUCUUCAGACUCAGGUGCUGCAGUUCCAGAGCCGGCCUCUGGCCUCGGUGCUGACCUACUGGACCUGUAUCAAAGAGGAGAGCAGUGUGACAUCACCAUUCAAGUAGCGGAGCAGGUUUUCUCCUGCCACAGGGCAAUCCUGUGUGCACGGUCCCAGUACUUCCGAGCGAUGCUCAGUGGAAGUUGGAUGGAGAGCUCAAGACAAUGCAUCACAUUACAAGGCUUGGGGCCGGAGGAGAUGGAAAUCCUGCUCCAGUUCAUGUAUGGAGGCAUCAUAGAUCUGCCCAGAGGAGCCAGCGCCAGUCAGGUGGUGCUGGCUGCAGACAUGCUGGGCUUGGAGGGGCUCAAAGAUGUGGUGGAGAUGGUUCUCACGCGAGAUUACUGCCGCUUUUUCCCCAAGCCGGUGGACGGGGUUCAGAGGACGGUUCUGGAGUGCCUGUCGCUGACGCACGUCUUGGGUCUGCAAAACCUCCACAUGCUGUGUAAGAGGUGGGUUGCUGAACAUUAUGUGAAAGCCUGGUGUGAGAGGAACUUCUCCCUGUUGUCUCCGGAGCUCCACAGAGCCUGUCUCUCAGCUGUGACUGAAACAAUGACGGUGCAGAACGCCGUGACUGUGCUCUGUGGCUCCGAGCAGCUGAUGGGGAGUCUCCCCGAGGUCAAGUGGGCCCAGCAGGUCCGGAGUCUGGCCACGGAGCUCCAGAACCAGAGCCUGCACGUCAUCGUCCAACACCUGCCGAGGGUCAUCCACACGCAGGCCUUCCACGACCUGCGCAUGAGGGAGGAGUUCACCAGAGAGCCCGCGUUGCUGAAGAAGCUGUGUUCAGCCAUCAGGGAGGGCGUUAACGUGGACAACUGCUGCGAUCUUUUCACUGCCGUCAACUGUCUGAGCGGAGAGGAUUUUACAGAGGAGCAGCAAACGCAAGAGGAGCCGUUCAGGCAGGAGGUUUGUGCGCUGCGCAGGCGGCUCUGGACCUUCCUGCUGCAGACCUUCUACGCCGUCCGGCACACGCAGGGAUGGGAGUCGCUGUCGUCCAAGCACAGGGAGAGGAUACUAGCAGAUGCUAUUGAUACAGGGGACAAUCGAAGACUUGGUAAAAAGCCCGUAUUCAGUAGCUCACAGGCGAAGGCCGUAAGAUGCCCCGCACCCGCACCUGAGAGUCCUCUCGUGCCCCGGACCCAGAGGGCCUCUCAAAGCAGAAGUUCUGCCUCCCGUAGCGCUGCAGCAGUCAUGAAGUCGGAUGGGCCGAGUGCAGCUAACAAACCAGGGGACGGCCACGCGUCCAAGGCUAAGAACGUGAAGAAACCAGGAGACAAGAGCGCAGCGGCCAAAGCCCGACCGCUGUCGGCGAGCGCGCCGGUCGUCAACGGCACGGGGACUGCAGCGGUCAAACGGGAUGCGGCCAAAAGCCCUCACGUGGCCAAAGAGCAGGAAAAGAAGCCCAAUCUGGGUGCUAGGCCCAAGACCUCUCCCCCGAGCUGCACGUCCACGAGCCAGGCAGCAGCGGGGAGGCCGCAGAAGAGCUCGGGGAAGGCCGAUCACUCCCUUGGCACCGCUCAACCUCCGCCUGGCACCACUUCCACGUCAGGCAGCGUCUCGCCAGAGAAUGGGGCCAGCAGUCCUCACAACGACACCCACUCCAUCGCAGGGACGAAGCCCAAGCACCAGGUCAAAGCCGUGAACAAGUCCCAGCUCACCAAACCUCCUCAGAGGUCGGGGACGACCAAGACCAGCAGUCCCACCAAUAAAUCCGGGCUCAGAGAUCCCGGCAAGGCCCGGCCCGGCGCAGCGGAGAAGCCUCCAGCAAGAGCAGACGCCAAGGCCAGAGGCGCGUCGGAGCUACCGGUCUCCAAACUGGGAACCUGCGUGAAGAAGCCGGCGUCUCCCAGGAAAGAAGAGGGCAAAGCUGCGCUGAAGUCCUCGGGGGCUGACAGGGUCGACGCCUCCAGGAAGAUCCCCAAACCCACGUCUGCACACGAAGCCGGGCCUAAACCCGCUGCUAAAACAACCAAAGUCUCGGCGGCGCCGGCCCGGCCGGCCUCGGGGGGAGCUGCCAGGUCCGGACCCAAAGGGAAAGCUGCUGAAAGCUCCGCUAAACCCCCCAAAGCCCUCGCCGCUGCCGCAUCCAGAACUCCAGACGUGAGAGGGAGGAAGUCGGGCUGUGACGGUGAGUCCGGCCCGUCUGAACCAGGUGCUCCAGUUCUGGAGCAGGAAGAUGCUGCAGAGCUAACCGGACCGACGGAUCCGGGCAGAGAGCCGAGCCCAGCACAGGCUCCGACUGAGACGCACGGCGUUGCAGCCGCAGACAAGACCCGGCUCAGGAGAACCUCUAACAACAUCCCCGCUGUUAAGUUUGCAGAGGCGGAUUCUUGUAAACCGGCGGGGAGUAAAGCGAAGCCGCCUCAGAGCGGCGUCCGGGCCGAUGAGGUCGGCGCUGACCCGGCGGCGGACACGCCCUGCAGCGCGAGCAGCACCGGCACGCCGGGGGAGGACACCUGGAGCCUCCACCACCACGUCAGCCCCGAGUCGGAGACGGCCAGCACACACACCACCUCCUCGGACGACAUCAAGCCGCGCUCGGAGGACUACGACGCGGGCGGCUCGCAGGACGACGACUGCUCCAACGACCGCGGCGUGUCCAAGUGCGGCACCAUGCGCUGCCACGACUUCCUGGGCCGCAGCAGCAGCGACACCAGCACCCCGGAGGAGCUGAAGGUGUGCGAGGGCGGGGCGGGGCUGCGGGUGGAGGUGCGGCUGCGGGGCAGGGAGGCCGAGACCACCAGUGAGGAGGAGGGGCUGAGGCAGCGCCCGCGCUCCUGGCUGCACAAGUCCGAGCUAGAAACGGACGCUACCGCGCCGGUGAGGGGCGUCCCCGACCCCCAGCUCUUCUCCUCUGAGGAGGACGAGGAAGACGAGGAGGAGGAGGAGGAGACGGAGGACGAGCGCUCGGAGGUGGAGGUGAUCCCCGGGCAGACCCCGGUGCCCCCCACGGAGCCCUCGCCCCUCUUCCAGGGGAUCAUCAACCUGGCGUUUGACGACGAGGGCGUGGAGCAGGACAACGAGCAGCAGCCCGACUACACGGCCGCCGGCUUCCGCCGCUCCGUGCUGCUCUCCGUGGACGAGUGCGAGGAGCUGGGCUCGGAGGAGGGGGGCGCCCAGACCCCGCCCCAGCGGCCGGGCGGGGCCUCCACCCCCUGUGACGUGUUUGAAUCGGACGCCGCCACGCCUCAGUUCAGCAGCCCCGCUCCCCCAGAGCAGCAGGACGAGGAGAACUCAGGGGAACAGUGCGGUCCCCCCGUCCUGGAGGAGGUGGAGCCCCGAGAUCUCCCUCCCCAGGAGCGGCCCAGCCACCUGGACCUGCGGCCCGCCCAGGAGUACAACGGGGGGCCCAGCAAACCCCCCCACGGUCCGUCUGGAAGCAAGAAAGUAGAGUUACACCUGGACUUGAGUGAGUGUCAGCGGGCGGGAGGCUCCGCUCACGCUCCCCAGCCUCCAGCAGGGGACAAUGGUUGUGACAGAUUGGAUCAAAGCUGCAAACAUGAUCGCCGACCGUCCAAGGUCCUCUCCCCCAUUUACGAGCUGGAUGUGGGGGAAGCCUUGGAGCGCUGCUCGGAUAAGGUCAGGAAGGUUGCGCGGCAGGGGGACGACGGAGAGCGGGAGGGCGGCGGGGACAAGAGCAGUGCGUUUGCAGAGCGAGACUGGCGCCUCCUCAGGCAGCUCCUCUCGGACCACCAGUCCAGCCUGGGCGUCAUCAACCCCGUGCCCGAGGAGCUCAACCUGGCCCAGUACCUCAUCAAGCAGACGCUGUCCCUGUCGCACGACUGCCUGGACUCGCAGGCCUUCCUGUCCCCGGAGAAAGAGACCUUCAAGCGCUGGGCGGAGCUGAUCUCGCCCAUGGAUGAGUCCUCCACCAGCAUCACUGUCACCAGCUUCUCCCCGGAAGACGCUGCUUCGCCGCAGGGGGAGUGGACCAUAGUGGAGCUGGAAACGCACCACUGAGUCUGCUGUGGGAACUAAGAAUGCCGUUGCAUUGACUGUGUCUUAAUUUAUUAUAAUUUAUAAUCUGGUUUUUGUCUGUUUGGUUAUGACGCUUCUGCCUGGACGGAGCGGCGCUGUGGACUCUGCAGCCGUUUGUCCUUCAACAGGCCCCAAGUGGACACAGUCCCUGCUCAGAUGGGCCGUCAUGCAUGCUGAUAUUUUUGUACAGUAGAAUGUUAAAUAGUUGUUUCUUUGAAUGCUAUGGAGAAGAUUAAGACUCAGAAAACACUAUUUCCCUCUUAAAAAGUUUGAUUUCUUCGUAUUCUUGUAAUAUGGUUUACUCAAUUUUCUUAAAGAAAAAUGAUAUUGGCCGUAAUAUUGGAAAUAAAGGUUUGUGUUUCUGGAAAAUAUGCGUUAGUCACUGCGUUGUCAUUGUGAGAUCACUUGUACAGAGAGUAGAGACAUAUUGUAUGUUGAUUUUAGUGUCAGAUUUGUUACUUUUUUCUAUUACUUUUCUGUGUUUAAAAAAAGAAAUGUUUUACAGAACUCAAGAGGCAAACUGUUUAACAUAAAAAUCACUGCUGCAAAAACUAG
Cololabis saira (Pacific saury) is the source of this 5202-nucleotide messenger RNA. It is a transcript of the gene btbd8, whose product is annotated as BTB domain containing 8. Gene Ontology annotation, molecular function: protein binding. The transcript has 19 exons. The coding region runs from base 244 to 4629 and encodes 1461 amino acids. Lineage: Eukaryota; Metazoa; Chordata; Actinopteri; Beloniformes; Belonidae. The record is from RefSeq and is a predicted model, not a curated record.